Caenorhabditis auriculariae is the source of this 15094-nucleotide messenger RNA. The record is from the annotation of a GenBank genome assembly. Lineage: Eukaryota; Metazoa; Nematoda; Chromadorea; Rhabditida; Rhabditidae.
AUGAAGGAAUCCGAUUGCAUAUCGAUCCAUCCGGCUCUUUUCGGUGGCCAUGUCUAUGUCCGCGGAUUUUUCCCUCAUACGUAGGUUUUUUUUCAAAGAAAUUACCCUUGUUUGCUCCUCAAUAGUACACAUUUUUUAGAAAGACAAAAAAACACGUCAAUAAAAAUGCUUGUGUGAAACGGUUGGAAUGACAUUGAAACGGGCCACCCGACAAUUGUAUGUUUAAGAAAAGAAAUCCACACAGACACACGGGGAACCCGUCCCUCUUUGAUUCAAUUCAAUAAAUAUUCAUUUGGUGGCGAGUUUUCGGGUAAAAUGCGAAGAAUUUGUCGGUUUUCAAUCGUUUAAAAGCUUAAGAAGUAUACAAAAGACGAUUUGAAACGCUCAGGCUUUCCUAAAAUCGUUAAAAAAAACUGAAAUAAGCUUUAUUAUAAGGGUAAUGAUUGGGGACUUGAUUAGGUACUUUACUGAAUUUUUCACCCUUUUUUGAGAGCUUGCUCUUUUUUGGUAUAGUGAUAUUGUCAAUGGCAUUUUACCCGAAAACUCGCUUCUCAAUUCAAUAAAUAUUCAUUUGGUGGCGAGUUUUCGGGUAAAAUGCGAAGAAUUUGUCGGUUUUCAAUCGUUUAAAAGCCUAAGAAACAUAAAAGAAUGGUUUGAAAGGCUCAAGCUCUUCAGAAAAUGUUAAAAUAAGAUUGGAAAAAGCUUUAUUAUAAGGGUAAUGAUUGGGGACUUGAUUAGGGACUUUACUGAAUUUUCACCCUUUUUUGAGAGCUUGCUCUUUUUUUGUAUAGUGAUAUUAUCAAUGGUAAUAAGCUUGAAUAAAUUUUUUUCCAGCGUUUUAAGAGGUUGGUUUUUCAGUGUAGUGAUGUUAUCAGAUCCAACAGGCUUCAAGUAAUUCCUUGAAUUUUAGGGAAAAGUGAAAAUUAAUCAAUAUCAAUCAAUCAAUAUUUAUUGGUUGUUUCAGUCAGAUGGAUCAAAAUAAUGACCAAAAUUAACAAAAAAGAUUGAAAUUUGGAAGUUUCUUUGGUAUUUUUUAAUUUGAAAGCAUAAGGUUAUGCCGUGGUCCGGUGGUAUGAAAAAAAGACCAGCGAAAAUUCAAACGGCGUCUUUUCCGAUUUUUUUCAUAUCGCUAGGGGAACUUUCCGACGGCCACCUUCCCGCCGAAUCUUUUUCCUACUUUUUUUCUCGAUAAAAAUCUUUGUUUUAAAUCUUCCUAUAAAAAAAGUAGGUAGUUGGUUCAUGAUUAAAACACAGAGAAAUAGGAAAAAAAUAUUUAUAGAUCUUUUAUAAACCGAAAAAAAUAUAAGGGAAAAAAAGUCGGAAAGGGAUCCGUCGGAAAGGUGGCCGUCGGAAAGUUCCCUAGCGAUAUGAAAAAAUCGGAAAAGUCGCCGAUUUAAUUUUUCGCUGGCGUUUUUCAUACCACCCGUGGUCCAAGUUAAAAAUUUUCUCUGAAUCUCCAAUAUUUAGUUAUCUUUUUCUUCGUCUGACGACUUUUUUUUUAAUUUCUCGGAAUCACUUCUAACAAAAUGUCACGUGUUAUUUGCCAAUUUACGUGAUUUUUCUUCCCAAUUCAAAUAAUUUUUUUUAUUUUUUCGUUUUCAGAGUUUGCUUAAUUUUUCAAUGUUUAAUUGUCAUCUUAUAACGCCUUUUUUGAAUUUCUGAGAAUUUUAUUUGACUCAGAAGAUGGGAAUCUUCUGAAAAACUCUUCAGAAUAUCUUUUGAAGAACCAAAUUUAGGUCUUGGAAGUCCAAACCUGCACAACUCCCUAGUUUUUGAGGCCCAAAACCCCAAAAUGGUUUAUUUUAACGGAUUUGAGGGUUUUCUUGGACUUGGAGGUAUCAUUUUUCGAGAAAUAGGAAGGUUUAGAGGUCAUCUGGUAAUUCAAUUUUCCGGAAAUUCCCAACAAAAAACGAGAAAAUUUUGAAGAAAGAGUCAACAGUAACUGUAGAUCCAAGUGAUUUGAGAAUUUUUUUCUCAAUUUUUCAGAACUUUGAGCAUUUUUUCCAGGUAUUGCCACCUGAACUACUGCAAUAAUCACGUCAACGCCCCGUUCGUUUUGGACGUUUCCUACCGUGGCGCGUGUAAUGUCCGUCGAAAGCGCAAUGUUUGUCUGCUUUUUACCGCAUUUUUGGAAGAAAAAAGGGAAGAAGUGUGUGUGUUGAAGUGACCUUCGAGGUGCCGAUGAAAGUGGCCGUUGCCUGGACUUUUGAGCCUCUCUUUUUUCUCGAAUAAUGUCUGAAAUUGUGGGUUUUUGGAUGGGUACACAUGUCUGGAGGUUGAAUUUGAUGGUGGUUGUGAAAAUUAUUGAAAAGGCUCGGAGUUCAGAAAGAAAGGUUUUUUAGAGAAAUUAGGGAUGUUUUAGGAAAACGUGCGCUUCCAGACUGUCCGAAAAGGCAUUUUUAAUGGAAAAUAAUGGAAAAAAUUUUUUUUACGUAGGAAGAGCUCUGAUAGUAUUGUGAAUGCCUAGGUUGGAGUUCAGAAUCAAGAAGAAGUUUGGGGCUCAUUUUUCAAUCAGUUUUGCAAAAUUAUAAUAUUUCCGUAGGUAUCAUCCAAGCACUGUCCGGAAAGCUGAAAAGGACAUUUUUUAAUGGAAACUAAUAGGAAACUUUUUUUUCACUUAGGAAGAGCUCUGAUAGUAUUAUGAAUUCCUAGGUAGGACGCUCAUUACAAAAUUAAGAUUGAAAAUUUCUUCAUAUCAGUAAAAAUCAGAACAGAGCGGGUCAUUGGAAUCAUUGAACCAAGAUUUUUAAUUAUUUUUUUGAGAAAUAUAUCUCACUAGUGAACUUUUUUUCGUCCGAGGGGGGUAAGAAAGGUAAAAAAAUGUAAUUCAAAAGCCCUUUAAUAAGAGAUUACAAUUUUUUUCAAUUUUUCUAGGUAGAAUCUUCCUCGGUUUCCUACGACGUUACCGUCGUCGUCCAGCAUCACCCAUUUUUCGUAACUUCUGCCGACCGAGCCUAUCAUCUGAAAUGCAUUUAUAAACAACAGGAAGCACUUGUACAGCAGAGGCUCAACGUCUCGUUCGUUUCAUGACUUAAAGGGAAAAAUUGAUAUUUUUGUUAGAAACUAGUUUCCACUCUUAAUUGUAAUCUACUUGAUCUAAAUUGAAUCUAAAUCUACUUGAGUUUCUUUUUUUGAAGCGUCCAUUUGUGAUUUACUUUCGAAAAAGCUUCUCUAAACUCAAAAAAAUCAAUGAAACAUAUUCUUUUUUUGCUUCGAAUAGAAAGUUGAUGAGAAGAAGGACUUUGUUUUGAUUUUUUGAACGUUUCCUAUUCAAGGCUUUUUUCUGAAGCUCCUAUCUGUUUUUCUUAUUUCUGAGAGCUGUCCUUUGGAAUUUAUGAGAGUCUGUGGUCAAUUUAGGAAAUGUGUUAUUUUCUUUUUCUUUCCUGGAAUCUGAAUUUAGUUCUGAAGCUUUCUGAACCUCCUGUCAAGUUUCCAUUGUAGGCUCAAGCUUCUGAAGCUAUCAUGGAGUUUGAAAAAAAUGAAACACGUGAAGAGCUCAAUUUUCCAAAAGAAUAUCUGUUCAGAGAGCUCAACACGGACAUCCUGGAGCAAAACCACGCCCCCACUUGUCGAUAUGAUGUACUUUCGGAGUCACUGAAUGGACCAACCAUCAAAUUUGCAAAAGUUGGCGACGCCGUCGUUCACAAAUGGACAUGUGAUUCGAGUUUAUCGGUUUUGAGAAGAGCGAAAAAAAAAACUGAAUUUUCAGGGGACAUCGGCUUCUUGGUUCAUUCCUGCUUUGUACGGGAUGAAUCUGGCAAGGAUUAUGUUCUGGUCGAUGAGAGGGGGUGAGAAUUCGAACAUAUCGGGGAAAGUCGAAAUGGGGGAUAGUGGCCGCUAACAGGGAUAGGCUCAAAAAAGGCUUUAAAAAGGCAGCGGAAAGGCUUCAAGAAGGCCGCAAAAAGAGUCCCUCUGACAAGCCUUCCAUUGGUUCUGGAAUUUUAAAGGCUCAAGAAAUGGUAGGAAAAGGGAAAGGUAGCAAAAAUGGUGCUAAAGGGCUGAGAAAAUGGCGCAAAGAGGCAGCAAACAAGGAACCUUUUUCAACCCAAAAGGGACAUCUAUGGAGCCUUUUUUCACCCUUUCCGGCUUUGCCCAUGUUAAAGACCUUUGAAGGGUUCCCUCUAGGGACCAUAUUAUCUCCCUUCCAAGGGCCACUCACGUAUAUAGACCUUUUUCGACUUGAAAAGCGUUAAAAUUUGCAAACUACGCAAAUUAUGACAAAAAGGCGCUCUUUAAAGCUACUAAAAAUGUUGACUUCAAAAAACUCUGUUGCAAGAAUUUUUUCCUUGUUCUGUAGUCUAAAAGGGUUACCUAAUAAGGAUCAAAAUUCAUCUUAUUUUUUAGGACGAUCAGCUAAAAAUUACUUCUAUACAUUAAUGUUUCAAAUUUUCCUAAUUCAACCCCUCUAUUUUUUACGUUUCUACCGCCCUUGUAUCAUAGGCAAAGUCGGAAAGGCUGGAAAAAAGCUCCAUAGAAGUUUUCCUUUUUUGCUGCUUUUUGGCGCCUUUUCAUCGGCUCUUGCGCACCAUUUUCGCAGCCUCUCCUUUUUCGCAUCAUUCUUGAGCCUUUGGGCUGCCUUUCUACGGCCUUUUUUGAGCCUCUCCCUUUUAUCGGGCAUUUUUCACCAUUCCGACUUUACCCGAGCUGUGGUUGCCCCUAUAGGGACCACUCUGGCGUUUCUAAAUGGAUCAACGUUUUCAAUUUUUUUUAUUAAGUUGCGUGACGGAUGAAGGUCUUGUACCGGCAAUCCAGUACAGUGAGGACCAAUCUACGGCUUUUACCGUUAUCAGGUAGCUUGCUCAUAAAUCUCACCACUCAAUAAUGAAUAAAUGAAAAAUUGAAAAGCUUCAGAGCCUUCCGUUUCGCCGACCAAAUGAUGGUCCACUUCACCUGCCAGAUAACUGUUUGCCGACGGGCCGAGCAGGGCUGUGAAGGGAUUACUGUAACUUUAACUCCUCUGUGUCUUGCCAAGAUUAACCGCAUUUUCCAGCCUCCCACCUGUCAUCCUGUGGAGUUUCCGCCGAUUUCGGUGCAGUACACGGAGAACAGACCCAAGUAUAGACCUGAAAAAGAAGGCUGGACAUCUACAACCGCGAGGCCAACGAGUACAGAGCCGUUGAGAACCAUGAGGCGAAUAAUUUUGGAUUUUGAGGGAAAUUUGUAGCUUUAUCCGGUUUCUUUGUAUCCUACGAAGGCGUAGAACUUGAAAGAUCAUGACGAUUUUGAUAGGAGGAAUUUUUUUUUGGAAAACUUUUUUUUUCUCAACUGCGAUCAUCUGGGCUUUGGUCGUGUGUAGGCCUCUGAUAACUGGAAAAAAAGAUACUUGUAGAUUUUCCUGUGGAAAUUAGAGAGAGUGAGGGUAAUUGAUAAGGUACAGCGAAUAAUAUUAGUUGUCGGAAUUCAAUUUAGUCAUAAACUUGUAGUUUUUUCAAAAACUUUAGUUCUUGGUCCUUAAAAAAAUCUCGUUAGUCGAAACUAUUCAUUUUUGUGAAAAUUCACGACCCAUUGUAUUUUUCGAACGAGUCAUUUACUGUUUUUGAAGAAUUGACCAGCUUGCCAUAACCCAGCGCGCAAGUCGUUCUCGGUCGGUUGCAUUUCAAUAUCGACUUUUAAAUAACAGCCGCCUUGAAGUUUAGAACAGCUUAAUGCAAGAAAAAUUAACUUUAGUGCUGUACCGUGUCAUUUUUUGUUAUAUAGCUGAUUCACGGCUGGCUUAAGCCAUCACAAAGGGUCUUGACACGAUAAAAAAGGAGAGAGUGCCUGGUUGGUGGAGAGCGCAGACAGACCACGCCCCCUUAGGGUCUUGAGCUGAUCGUGAAUCGGUUACACGACCAAUAGAAGCUAUAGUCUGUUCAGAUUCUAAAUGUCAAGUCCUCGCUCAAGCUCCGCCCCUAAUGGCGCUAUAAACCAAUCAGAGAGCGAGCCAUCCACAGAGUGUUUUCGAAUGACGUCAUUCUACUUUACAUUCAAAAACUAAACGGACUAUAGAACUUUUUAAAGCUUUUUAUGUGAUUUUGAAGAAUAUAAUUGAUAAUAAACAUUUUUCCAGAUAUUCGACCCCACCUCCACCUAAAUACCCCUUCAUGGACAUGGCUAGCAAGGUUUUUGAAAAAUCCAGCUCUUGAGGAAGAUAAAAUUCUUAGGUUUAUGACACUUCUUCGGCUUCAAUAAAUACGAGAGCCGGCAGUAAACUACCUAGCAGAAGUGAUUAUGGGCUCGAGAUCAAGCCGAUUGGACCUGAAGGUGAAUAUUUUCGAAGAAAUAUUGAAGGUCACUAUUUUUGGAGUUCAUUUAAUGAGACCGACUGGAACAAUGUAAAAAAAAACGUUCUCCUCUUCUUCAAGUGAGCACUAAAGAGGCUCUAACAUCACUUCAGCAGUCCCUGGGAAGUUAAAAGUAGUCAAAAUUGGUGGUGAAACGUUCUGCAAGUCCAAGAGAUCGCUUCAGGGGUUUAACAGAACUUGAGUGGUCACUUAGGGGUUAAGAAUCCUCCAAAGGACUGGAAGAACGUUCUGCCAGUUCAAGUGACCGCUUCAAAGGCUUUAACAGUUCUUGAGUGGUCACUUAGGGGUCGAGAAUCCUCUACAUGACUGGUAUAACACUCUACCAGAUCUAGUGACCGCUACAGUGAUUUUCACAGCACUUAAGUGGUCACUUAGGGGACAAGAAUCCUCCAAACCAUUAGCAAAACGUUCUGCCAGUUCUAGUGACCGCUUCAGAAGUUCUGAAAGCACUUAAGGGGUCACUUAGGGUUUAAGAGUUCUCCAAAUCAUUGGCAAAACGUUCUGCCAGUUCUAGUGACCGCUUCAGAGGUUCUAACAGCACUUAAGUGGCUGCUGAGUGACCAAGAAUCCUUCAAAUGACUGGAAUAACACUCUACAAGUUCUAGUGACCGCUUCAGAAGUUCUAACAACGCUUAAGUGGUCUCUGAAUACCGGACAACCGUCAAUUUGUUCAGCGAAAUAUUUUUCAAGUGAGCACUGGAAAAUCACCACUUGAGUGAUCACUGAGUGGCUAAGAAUCUUCAAAAUGACUUGAAAAAAGCCCUACCAGUUCAAUUGAGCAUCAAAAAGAAACUCAAACCACUUGAGUGAUCACUAAAUAGCGGGGAAUCCUCCAAAUGACUGGCAGAACGUACUAGUGACCGUUUUAGAGUCUCUUAAACCACUAGAGUAAUCACUAGAAUUGACUCAAAACGGUUUUAAAGGCUUGCAGAACACCUGAAAUUUCUAUAGGUGCUUUCAAAAAUUGAUCGAAAAAUUUGAAAAAUCGGAAAAUUCAACUGGAAAUCGGAUGAAUAUUACCAGGUGAUGGCUUCCACACGGAGACUUUGUCCCAAAUUUUCGCCUCGCCAACUUCUGAAGAAGCUCUGCCGUUGCCCAACGCUUCCUACGUCUAUUAUGCCCCCCAAGGAGAAUGCCCAGAAGUCAUUCGGAGAGAAAUGAGGACAAAAAUGGAAGGCUUACUUUUGAGGUUGAAGCCGGGAAGGUUGGUUUUGGUUUUUUUCAGGAAUUAUUCUGAAAAAUGUUUUUUUCAGCUCUUAGUAUUGUCGAGGGACGAGUUUAGUGAAAAUUCGCCGAUUGAGGUGUGAUUUUCUCUUUUUUCUGCGUGUCUGCGUCUCUCUGUUCCCUCACCGGCUAGGUCAGAGAAACAUGAAAACAGCACGCAAAUAUGAGAGGGCUGCAGAGAAAAAAAGCAUUUUCAAAUCGCAAAAAAAGGAGUACAACUUCUUCUAUUCUCGGAACACAUCCAAAAGCCUUCUAGAAAAUUGUUUUUGAAAGAAAAUCGAUAAUUCCAGGUAACCAGUCCAGUUAUCUUGAAUACCUGUCAAAAGGAUCAAGUUUGGAAAACGAUAUUUUUAUCAACUUGUGGAGUUAUGCAGGUAGAUCUGGUUUGAAAAAGAGAAAAUUAUUUAUUUCAGGUCAUUUCAAUAAUUAUCAUUUUCGUGCAACGAUACGUGUACCUUCAGUCUCAGCGCAAGCAGUGACGAUAGGAUUUUUACUUAUUUUAUAAUUUUUUUGAUUGCUCAAUAAACUAUUUUUUUCGUGGUUUUACACUGUUUUUCUGAAGAAGAAAAAUGUUCCAGAUUCAAUUUUUUUACUUUUUCGUGUUGAUGUUUUUCAAGGAAAAAUGGCAAAGUUUCGAUAUUUUGUAAUUGAAAAGUUGAUCUUGUAAUGAAUAAUCCAGAUUUCGAAAAUUGGGAAUUCUAACUUCAAAACUAGGAUUUCUGGAGACUUUCAAACGAAAAAUGAACUUUAUCCCGGUUUUUAAAAUUAAGUGCCACGUUUCUCUUUUUCAUCAUUUAUUAACUUGUCCUGUCUCUUUCAUUUUUCAGUAUUAUAUCCGUUGAUCCAGGAUGUUUUCGAGAAUUUCAAGCCGUUUGCCAACUUUUUCUAGGAGCUCGAGUCGGGUUAGUUCUAUGAUUAUUUAUAAAAUCAUUUGAAAUUGAUUAUUUUGUCAAAAAAAUCGUAGAAAAAAAUGUCAACUAAGAAAAUUCAGCGUUUGGGAUUGUCAAUUGAAAAGGAUUUUCAAUAUUAAGAUGAAAGAUUUUUUCUUUCAAAAGCAUAGAACAUUUGUGAAAUUCGAAAAAGUCACAAUUCAUUCCCCUUCUGUUAACAAUUUUUAGUUUUUUUCUUCAUUUUCCCUAAUUUUGAACCAAUUUCAAAACAUGAGAACCUUGUUUCAAUAAUAAACCUUCUUUUGAAUUUUCUUUGGCUACAUAAGAAAAACUAGACCCUUUUUUCAUAAAUUUUUAAGCAUUUCGAAGAUUUCUAUUGGUUUCCAUUCAAUUGAAAUCACGCCUUGACUUUUUUUCUUCAUUUUUUUUCUUCAUUCGCUUUUCAGAUACUAUUCCAAAGAGCGUUAUCCUCGAACAUUUCCGUGAAAUCUCUAAAAAGUCGCCGAAAAAAAGUGAAAUCGGCUCGCGCUACGGCUCUACAAGGCGGCGGCUCGAAAAGAAUUGAGGCUCAACAUAAAAAAGUGAUUUUUUAAAAUAGAACAAGAAAAUAUGAGAAUUUUUCCAGGGAAAACUGACGGCAAGGGAACGAAUUCAUUGCCUGCUGGAUUUGGACUCAUUUCGAGAAUAUGGUCAAUUUAUGGAGCAUAAUUGUACCGAUUUCGGGAUGCAAAAGGAGAAGGUACACGAGGAAAAUGGAAUUUUUGACUUGAAAAAAAAAAUUCGUAUGUCGCUCCUGUUACAGUAGGAAUACUAUCUCUCUCCGUUUUAUUGUAUUCAUGUGUGAGCGAUGCUCUCGGCGUGUAAUUGCUCCGGCAGACACGCCUGUAUCUCACUUGGUUCCCCUGCACGCGUCUUGGCCAGACGCGUGUGAGGCUCACGAAUAAAGACUUCAUGACAGUCUGCCUUCAACACGUCUAAAGCUUACACGGAAGAGCCGGUGACCCUUCCGGUGUAACACUCCUCUCACGGCCUAAAAAUGCAUUUCGAAAAUUAUUUCGUACUUCAGAAAUGGCCUUAAAAAGCAUUGAAAAAUUCUAAAUUUUCCGCUGGUCUUAAAAACACCUCAUUUCUUGAUUAUUCUCAACAUUUCGACCCGAAAAAACUGGAUGGAAAAUUCGUAUUUCUUGACUUCCAGGUCUCUAGAUUCAAAAACUCAUUUUAAAAAUUUUCUGACAACUUGGAAUGUUAAGGUCUGGAAAAAUACUAGAUUUUCCGCUGAUUCCAAAAACAUCUCAUAUGCCAGUCAUUGAUUACUUUAUGACCCGGAAAAACCGGUCAAAAAUUCCUGAAAUUAAAAAAAUACCAGUUUUUUUAAAAAAAUAGUCGAAAAAAAUCAUGUUUUUUUCCCGUUUUUCUCAGGAUUCUCUUCAGUUUUUUUAAAUACAUAUAUCUUAAGAAAAUUAUAAUUUCCCGAUUAAUCCGUUAUAAAAUGUUCAAACCACUACGUUGAUGUAACUAUUUUGAGUAUUACGGUGAUUCUGUCGUCACUGGCCAAGGUCUGAUCCAUGGACGGACGGUUUUUGUCUUCUCGCAAGACUUCACCGUCUUCGGAGGCUCCUUGUCGGCUGUUCACGCCAAGAAGAUUGUCAAGAUUAUGAAGGCAGGGUUUCAAAAUGAUUCCUCAUGUUGGCCAGUAGCACCCGCGGAUGCUACCGUCGUUCACCCGAAACCCAAAUUUCAGCGGUGUAUAGCUCCCGUUUAAAUCCAGCAGAUCGCCCGGAUCGUUCAAAGACACCGGGUUAUGGCAGUAGCAUUUCUAGUGACCACUUUAGUAGCAUCAGCACCCUUAAGUGAUCCCUAGAAUUGCUCAGAAACGUCCGAAGUUUCCAUUACCGAGAACUCCGACGGGUGCUACUGACCAACAUAAGAUUUAUCCGAAACAACUGAAACUAUUUGAGGCGGCGAUGAGAGUCGGAGCCCCGGUCAUCGGGCUGAAUGAUUCUGGAGGCGCCAGAAUCCAAGAAGGCGUUGAUUCGCUGGCCGGUUAUGCCGAUAUCUUUCAGGUUCUUAUUUUAUCUUUUUCUGUCCUAUUUUUUUUUCAAUGAUCAUUUAAAGGCUAACGUUCUCGCUUCCGGAGUCGUCCCGCAAAUCUCCCUGAUUAUGGGCCCAUGUGCUGGUGGCGCAGUUUACUCACCGGCUCUCACGGAUUUCACAUUUAUGGUUUUUGUUUUAGAAAAAAAAUGCAAUAUCAAACAGAGAUUGGAACUUUUUCGAUUGCAAAGGUUACUGUAGGAGUGGAGGUCCGUAAACGGUGUGUGCACAAAACUGUUGGACGGUUUUUGUUAGUGUAAAAUGUGAAGGAAAUGUGAAAUCAUUAAUAAAUGGGGCGGAGCUAAAACUCCGUCUUUUUCAUGUGACGUCAUGGAAAAUAAGCGUCAAAAACAGGGAAUAUUAAAGGCGCAUGUUCAAUGGGUCAUGAGACGAGUCGAUUUUAAAUUCAAACAGACGCGAUUCUUCUCUUGCUGCGUUCAAAGUGAUUCCGCGAAUUUCGAAAUAGCCGCCAGAGAGCUAAAAAUAUAACUGAAUUUUGGAUAUUCAGAGAUAAUUUUCGCGAUUACUUUGAACAUGGAAUGUGCGAGAGCGCCGCGGUGUAUGCACACGACACACUACACUUUACGGAAAAAAAUGUGUGCGGGGCGUCGUAAAAAACCGUGUGCGGCAAAUCUUUCGCUGUUUGUUUCGAAGCAAGGAGAUUUUUUUAGAAUUCGAUGUUUUUUUAAAUUUAUCUCUAGAGGUAAUAGUAUCAGACACGUCUAGAUGACUAGAGGAUAAUACAAAAAAACGUUUCUAAACUACCGUAAUACGACCGGCCGCCUUGAACAAGCGUUUCACCCUACUUUUCGAUCCUAUUCCAGCAAAUUUCUUCAGGUUAGAGACACGAGCUAUUUAUUCAUAACCGGACCGGAUGUCGUGAAAACUGUGACCAAUGAAGAAGUGACUCAGGAACAGUUGGGCGGCGCAAAAACUCAUACUGUAACGUCAGGUUAAUUACAGCUCUUGAAGCUCUAGUUAAUUAUUUUCCAUCAAAGGAGUCGCCUAUGGAGCUUUUGACAAUGACGUUGAUGCGUUGCUCAAUAUUCGUGACCUUUUUGCGUAUCUUCCCCAAUCGAACAGAGAAAAGCCGCCGAGUAUCAAGGCUGAUGAUCCGAGGUAAUCGAGAAAAAUGGACUCCGAUAAGCGAGUUUUGUGUAGGAAUAGUCGAAAAAAUCGAUUUGAUAUCGAUUUUUGGGUUAAGAAUGGGUUAACUGCUUACAAAUAAAAAAUGGCAAAAAAAAUUUCACCGAAAAGGAUUCGAACCUGGAUGUCAAGUUCCUCAGCGCAAGGCCACUAGCCACUACACCACGCCGCCUACUGACAGUCAGAGUUAGCCACCGCAACACAUUCCCUCCUUCCAUCCAAUUCGUUUUUGGGUGUAAACUUUGAGGCGCUAUAACUCUACUAGAACCAAAAAUGCGCACUUUUUUUCAACUUCUUUGGGUUCAGGGUGUCGGAAAAUACCUAUAUACCAAGUUUCAUCAAAUUCCAAUAACUGCACUUCCCGUGUUCGUGAUCUGUUCAUAUUUGUCAAACAGCAAACUCCGCCCCCAACAUCGCUUUGAAUGGUUUGAUCUAAGCAUAAGGGGCGGAGUUUGAGCGAUGAUUUGACUUUCCAAAUCUCAACUGACUUUAAAAAUUCGAUUGAGUUCAAAAAGAGAGCUUCAGGGUCUUCAUUAAAAUCUUCAAAAAUCCAGAAAAUAUUUGAUUAUGUUGAAAAUUUUUGGUUUUUUUUGGAAGUUUUUGGAAGGUUAGAAAAAUUAGAAGGUUUUUCAAAAAUCAUGGAAAGUAUUUAUUUUUUUCAAUUUUUAUCAAUAUUUCAGUGAUCGAGUCGUCAAAUCUUUGAACCAUGUGAUUCCAUUGGAAAGCACGAAGGCCUAUAAUAUGAAGGAUGUGAUUUUGGCGCUGAUUGAUGAGGAGAUUUUCUUCGAAAUUAUGCCUGAUUAUGCCAAGGUUUCCAUGAGAAAUGGUCAUUUUUUCUUAUCAAGUCAUUUUUCGACAUUUUGUGCUUCUGAUUGAAACAAAUUGUGAAGAUAAUUUUGUUUAAUAAAAUUGAGAAAAUGUCCUUUUUUUUUUAGAACAUUGUCGUUGGGUUCGCAAGGAUGAAUGGCCGUUCGGUUGGAAUCGUCGCCAAUAAUCCCAAAUUUUCAGCUGGUUUGUGUAAUUUUGUGACCGGAAGUUACGAUUUCUCCAUUUUUUGUCCUUAAAUAUAAAAAAUUAAAUGAAAAAAACCACUUUGAAAAAGUUUAUAAAGUUGAUUUUCAAGAAACUCGAUUUCAGGUUGCCUAGACAUCAACUCCUCAGUGAAAGGGGCUCGAUUUGUCCGAUUUUGCGACGCCUUCAAUAUCCCUCUCAUCACACUCGUUGAUGUUCCUGGAUUCUUGCCAGGCAUUCAAAAUACCCAUGUUGAAAACAAAAAACUUCUUAAGGGACUGCUCAGGAGUACGGUGGCAUCAUUCGCCACGGAGCCAAGCUUCUGUACGCCUUCGCCGAAGCUACAGUACCCAAGAUUACUGUGAUCACUAGGAAGGUGAAGUUCUUGUUGAAUUCUUACUACAGUAACUGCUAAAGCUCGGGAUUAGCACAGUAACUUGGGAUUAUACUACAGUAACUUGAGAUAGACUUUGUAUUGGAAUUCUUAACUUUUUUUUUCCAAAAAUAAGAAAUUUUCUUGAAGAUUUAAUAAAAUUAGGUCUAGAGGUCUUAGCAAUUUUUCGAAACCCAAAUUUUCUGUGCCUACCGUACCCUAGGUACUAGGAAGGUGAAGCUCUUGUUGAAAUAUUACUGUAGCCAGGGCUUUGGAAUAAAACGUCUAACCUUUUUACAGAUUAUCAUGGUUCUCAAAGAAAAUAAUGAAAUCGAAAUAUUUAAAAUCAGGUUCAGAGCUUAUAGGGUUUCAUUAUACCUGCCGUACCCAAGACUACUGUAAUCAUUUGGGAGGUGAAGCUCUUGUUGAAAUAUUACUGUGACCAGGGCUUUGAUAAUUUUUGGUUUUAACAAAAUAAUCAAAAUCAAAAUCAAAUUUUAUAGAAUCAGGCUCACACAGAUCUUGAGUUCCUUGAAACCCGAGUUUUCUACACCUACCGUACCAAAGAUUACUGUAAUCACUAGGAAGGUGUAGCUCUUGUUGAAAUAUUACUGUGACCAGGGCUCUGGAAUGAAAUUUCUAACCUUUUAACAGAUCAUAAUGGGUCCCAAAAAAAAAAAUAAUGAAAUCGAAGUUUUCAAAAUCUGGUCCAGAAACAAGUCUUAGGAGUUUAAUGAUAGCUGAAUUUCGCUACACCUACCGUAACCAAGAUUUCUGUAAUCACUAGGAAGGUGAUGCUCCUGUUGAAUUUUUACUGUGACCAGGGCUCUGGAAUCAAGUUUUUCUAAGUUCUAGUGCAGGCUUUGCCACAAGCAGGACGUCUUUGAAAUCAUUUUUCGAAGUCUACCGUAGUCGAGAUUACUGUCAUCACUAGAAAGGUGCUACUCUUGAAAAAAAGGUUUUAUCCAACAAAAAUAGACUAUUGCAAAGAAUAAAUGGCAUAAAUGAGAGUAGUCCAAAAGAGUAGCACCUUUCUAGUGAUUACUGUAAUCUUAAGUACGAUAGCUUCCAAGAAAAAAAAAUUCUUUCAAUCUUGAGCUCAUUUCUUCUGAAAGAGAGCACUCGGAGGAUUUUUAAGACCUACAGUAACCUCAUUUUUGUAGGCUUACGGUGGAGCUUACGAUGUGAUGGCGUCAAAACAUUUACGGGGCGAUAUCAACUAUGCUUGGCCGAGCGCCGAAAUCGCCGUCAUGGGGGCUAAAGUUUGGGAAAAAAAUAUAAAAUUGAAAUUUGCGCUUUUUAAGGGUGCCGUGUCGAUUCUGUUCCGAAACAAGGGCGAAGAUGCGGCGAAAAGAGAAGAAGAGUAUACGGAACUGUUCAGCAACCCGUUCCCGGCUGCGGUUCGGGGUAGGGAAGGGAAAAUUGGUGGAAAAAUGUUUUCUAGAACUUACUAAAUGACUUAAAAUGUCGUGGUUUUUCUGUACCCCUGACUUUAAUUUUACCUAGGUAUGGCUGUCACUGCGCGAAAGUCGCUUUAGGUCAGGCGCAAUUUUCAAGCCAAUCUCCAAUUCCUGAGGGCUCAUGAAAGGUCCAUCAAAGUCUCUAAAAGAGGGAUAAAUUGAAAAAAAAAACCAAAAGUGAAGUUAUGUCAACAAAAAUGAACUGAUAUAAUGAUAUCCAGGAGAUUUGGUACUGUUAAAGAAAUUUCCCUAUUUUUCGACUUUCUCACCACAAAAAUAACUGAAUUGUUGCAUAUUUAGUUAAAUAAACGAUUAGGAUGGUUCUGUGAUUUCUAGUGACCACUUUAGUAGCGUCAGACCUCUUAAGUGACCCCUAGAAGUGCUCAGAAAAGUCCGAGCGCGUCCAGUUUUCAUUAUCGAGUUCCGAAAAUUUCGAAGCUUUUUUUAAAGAGCAAAAAAAGUAUCUUAAAAGUAAGUAUAUGUCGAAUUUCAGGAUUCGUCGAUGACAUAAUCGAGCCAUCAAGUACAAGGCGACGAAUUUGCGAGGACUUCAAAAUGUUGGAAAAUAAGAAGCUUGAUAACCCGUGGAAGAAGCAUGGAAAUAUCCCGUUGUAG